AUGUUUCUAUCGAAAAGAAAAUCAACAAGACGCCUGCCCAGAGUUCUUUCAUUGCUGGCUGUGAUGAUACUCUCGCACUCGCAGGAUGCUGCUGGUUACACCCCCUACGUCUUCAAUUGUUUCGAGGAAGGCUUCGACAAAUGCAUCCAUGGAACAUGCAAUGAGAAUACCAAAAGAUGUGAAUGCGAUGCUUUCUAUGCCGGCGACGACUGCUCCACUCCCAGCUACCAAUGUGCCGAUGGCGUUACCUUUUGCUACAAUGGAGGCAUUUGUAUUCCCGACAGUACGAACACAUCAAAAUACAACUGUGAUUGCUUCAAGCAUGAAGGAAUUACCCUCUACAAAGGCGACUCUUGUGAAACUCCUACAUAUGUCAGUUGUGAAAGACACAGUCGGGGAGAUUUCUCCUAUUGCAUCAAUGGAGGAAGCUGUAGAGCCUAUGUGACACAACAACAGGAACAUGUCCCCUGCGAUUGCUCUGGUGCUCAGCGGCGGGAAGGACAAGGAAACGAACAAGGAAACGCCAUGUGGGACGAGCACUGCCAAUUCCUUGGCUAUAUGCCCUUUCCGACAAUGCAAGCAACGACUUUCAACAGUGGCCUUUCGGAGAUUGGAAUACUGGGCAUUGUCAUGAUUGUCGGGGGUGUGAUUGCGUUUGCAGCGGUGCUGGGGCUACAGAUACGACGACAAAAGCAAUCCUGGGAUACACAAGAAGCUAUACUUGUUGCCAGUCAACGCAACAAUACUACAGAAUCAACAGAAGAAGAAGAAGAAGAGGUGGUGAGUUUUGAGGAGGCCGACCUGGAAAUGCCUCUUCCUGGUAGCAUCCCCAAAUUCACCCAUGUGAAGGAAGGCGAAGAGAAACAAACGGACACCACUACUACUUCAUCAACAACAAUCAGCACCAACUAUGGAAUUCCAAAGGGUCAAGUCGGCCCCGAGCACACCAUUACUUGAGGAUUGUUUGUGUCAUGGUGAUGACGUUUGAUGGAGGCGGCCUACGUGCACCGGACACGCAUGGUAUCCUAUAGGUGGAAUCAUGGAGUCGCGUCAAUGCUGAGAUGUGGUUGUGGAACGAAUCGAAUCGAAUCAAUGAAACGAUAACUUCCUUGCUUAUGUUCAGGGUGGGGCAGGGUUGUGAAUUGGAUCGUUGACAGGGCCAAGAGCUGCCUGUUGGCUCAACGGGAUUGCUUUCUGUGCCUUCGUUGUGCUAGUAGUUUGGACUCGACUCAGGAAAGAGCGUAAUUGUUUUUGGAGCUGACGACACUGACGUUCAAAGGGGCCCGGGACGUCUGCGGGUGUCAGGGAAGAAUAGAUUUGUGAAUCCUGAGGAGAAGUUUGACUAGAUUGAAUCCUGAGGAGAAGUUUGACCGCGUUGUCCUUCCCUCCCUCUAUACGUUGGCAUUCUAAUAUAUAUGUUCCUAUUGAGCCAGUUGACUUGCUUCUAAAAAGCAUUACAUUAUUGACAAUGAAA
Messenger RNA from Seminavis robusta, 1474 nucleotides. The record is from the annotation of a GenBank genome assembly. NCBI's taxonomy places the organism in Eukaryota, Bacillariophyta, Bacillariophyceae, Naviculales, Naviculaceae.